AGAUCGGCUGAGUGAGAAAGAGAGCAGAGCAUUAAAACAGGGACCUUCCUGCGCCUCCAUCAUCUGCAGGAAGAGAAAGAACACACACAAACAUAGUCAGCCUCCCACGUACACACACUGUGCUGAGAGCUAGCAAGGGGCUUUAAACAGAUCCACACGAAAUAUAGACAAAGGGACUGUAACCUGCUACAAUGGAGGAAAACAUGGAUGAUUUGCAAAACCAGAAAGGCUGUAAGGAGUGCUGUGAGCGAUGUGUGGGCAGUCUGCCCUGGGCCUCUCUCAUUGCCACCAUUCUCCUCUACAUGGGCGUGGCCUUGUUUUGUGGGUGUGGCCACGAGGCUUUGAGCGGCACUGUCAGCAUCCUGCAGAACUACUUUGAAGUCAUCAGAGCCCCAGGAGAAACACUGGAUGUGUUUAUGAUUAUUGACCUCCUGAAGUAUAUCAUCUAUGGCCUUGCAGCUGGAUUCUUUGUAUUCGGAGUCCUGUUGCUCGUAGAGGGUUUUUUCACCACUGGAGCCAUUAGGGAUCUCUAUGGAGAGUUCAAGAUCACUGCCUGUGGACGCUGCCUGACUGCAUUCCUCAUGUUCCUGGCUUACCUGUUCUUCCUGGUGUGGCUUGGAGUGACAGCAUUCACCAGCCUGCCAGUCUUCAUGUACUUCAACGUUUGGUCCAUGUGUCAGAACACCAGCUUGCUGGAGGGAGCCAACCUCUGCCUGGACCUGCGUCAGUUCGGAGCAGUGACCAUCUCUGAGGAGAGGAAGGUGUGUACAGGAUCUGAAAAGUUCUCCAAGAUGUGUGAAUCUAAUGAGCUGGACUUGACAUUCCAUCUGUUUGUUUGCGCACUGGCAGGAGCAGGAGCUGCUGUCAUUGCCAUGGUCCAUUUCCUGAUGGCUCUAGCUGCUAACUGGGGCUACCUGAAGGACGCCAGCCGGAUGCAGAAGUACGAGGACAUCAAGUCGAAGGAGGAACAGGAGCUGCAUGACAUCCACUCCACACGCUCCAAAGAACGCCUUAAUGCCUACACAUAAACAUCCCUGUCAGACACACUGAUGAUGAUGAUGAUGCGCACACAGGCACUCACACACACACACAGACACAAAGGGCAUGAUACAAGCCUAAGUCAAUCAGAGAUAAAUAAUAUAUACAUAGGUGAAAAAGACAACAAAAACAUGUGUUCAGACACAGAUACAGAAACAAGUUGGCAGACAUUAACAAACAAAUUAUGACUAUACACUAAUACCAAUAUCAUCCUCAUGUCAGCAGUAGAUUAUUGGCUCUGGGGGUCUGUGCUAACACCAUGUGAGUUUGCUCCAUGUAUAUUUUCAACACAAAAGAAAAAACAAAAAUGAGGAGGAGAAGAAUAAAAAAAAUGUUACACUUUGAAUUUGGUCCCUGUUUUCCUGAAUAGUCGUAUUAAAUUAUCCUGAGUUUGAAUUUGCCUUUUUUUUAAUUAUUAUUUAAAGAUAGCAAAUAUUUUAGUGAAAGGUUGCUCAUUAGUUGUGGCAGCAAACUACACCAUUGCUCAGCAUGCAAAACAGCUGUCACAGAAACAUAUCAUAGAAAUGUAACGAGCUGUUAGCAUAACACACAAAGGCCAACUAUCUACAGCAGAUAUGUGCAUGAGUCUGGUAUCAAUGAGCUCAUCAUAUAAUAUGGGAGCCACUCCUGCUCAACAGCCUUGUACUUGCCGUACACCAUACACGUUAUCACUCUCUCUCUUUCUCUCUCUCUCUCUCACACAUACACGCACAUAGAUGUGGCUGAAUGGUCGGUGUUGUGCAGGUAAUGUUGUAUGGUGGUGUCAUGCUGUGUCGCACCACUAAAUGAUGACUGGUAUUGCAGAGAAGUGUGGGCCUUGAGGAAGCAUGUACCCCCUGGUUACAAAUAGGAUGCUAAUUUUUCCUACCCUUCUCCCUUUUCCCUACUUUUUCAUCCAACCUAACCACUUUCUCCUAUGUGUCACCUCCUCAUCUUGAGCCCACAUACAAUAAUUGUUCUGCAUACUUGUUACACAUACUGAAGACAGCAUGUCACACAAGUAGUUAAUUCUUGAAAUGAAAUUCUUGAAAUGUUUAAGCAGGUGGGUUAUUGUAAUAAUGAUAAUUAGACAAAUUAUGGACUGAUAAAGUACUCUGAUGAUCAUGAAUCAAUUCUAAUUCUCUUAAUGUUAAGGCUUCUGUCAUCAGAGUAAAAGUUAAAGAAUUUCAAAGAGGCCAUUCAGGCUUUGCGUGCUCCCUCCCUUUCAUCCCCAGUUUGUAUAAACUUGGGAAUUGUCCUCAGAAACAGCACAUCAUAACAGCACAAAGUUUUUUGAAAUGUGUACUAUUUUCAUCACUUUGUUGAAUAAUGUCUUUUUCUCACUUUUUGGGUUUUGCCACAUUUUAAUCGGCAUUGUGUAAUUUUGGCAUGGGGGUAUUUAAAAGUGGCAGUUGUGCGGAGAUUGGGCUUUUAUCACUUUUACAUUUUCAUGUAACGAUUUUUCAUUUCAGUGGUUCUGCAAGAGGCCCUGUUAUUUUCCUUUCUUUAAUUGAGCCCUAAUCUAAACAAAAUGUACUUGUCAUUUAAUUUUUCAAACAUCACUGAUGCUAAUGUGACAAACACUGGUGAACUGAACAGAUGGUUACUGUGACUUCUGGGUGGUGUCUUGGUUGUGGCUUUACUAUUUACUACGGUUUUUGGUCUCAGCAUGUUUGGGUUUAAAGAUAGAGGAUCUUUCCAAAAAGCAUUUUCAGGAGCAGCUUUUUGUACCAACAUGUGAGGAGUUUGGUUGAGUUUCAGGAGUCGGUUUGAUACCAAAAUGGAUGUGACAGUAUGCAGUGGUGGGAACAGGUAGAAGGAGAUGAACUCAGCAGUAGCUACAGGGACUCCAUUGGAGUAAUAUUGUUGGUAAUGAAGUCCAAAAUGAAUGAUUCUUAAUUAGGAACACUUUAUAUGAUAAAUUUGUGGUUUCCAGAUUAGGCUAUACACUGUAUUACUUCUGGAUGAGCAUACCUUCAUGGAUUUUCUAUCAAUCUGCAAAGAUUGGAUUUUUAAAACUGUCAUAGUUCUAACUGGAAUAUUGUUUUGAAAUUACACUUAGACUUGUUUCAACCUUUAGUUAUGAUACCAAAACUUUAUUAUAUUGGUCCUUCUGGAGGGAUACAUUUUUUUGUAAGCGCAAAAGUGAGAUUAGAAAAUGUAUCAAAAAAACUUUUUGCAGGGGUUACAUUUGUAUUCAAUAUAAAAUUGAAUUGACCCAGCCAUUAGAAUAAGAUGAUUGUAUGUGUUGUCCUGUUUGUAGCUGUGAAGGAAAGAGGUGAUUCUCUAUCUGCCAGUAGAGAUGAUUGAGAGAUUAUUCAUUGUGUCUGCAGAAUGAUUCCUGAACGAAUGAUGAAGAUGGUGAUGACUGGUUUAAUUUGAUGAAUAUACCAGCACACAUACACACAGAUGCACUACACCAUGACAUUACUCUGAGCCAUAAUUCUUUCUUUACCAAUAUCAUUUCACUAUUUUACUAUCAACUUUUAAUCUCUGAAACGUUUUAAAUGUGAAACCAUUUAAUUAGAAAUAUAAAUGUGUUUUUUCAUUUUUUUUAUGUGCAGUAUCAAGCACUAUACCCAAAUUGACUCUGUAUAAAGAUAUACAUAUAUGUGCAACAGUUGAGGGGAGAGGUCAAGAUAAUGAUCUCCUGCUGGUCCGGAGUCUGGAGGGGGGGUGAUUCGUUGCCAAUGUCCUGAGCUUCUUCUUUCUACGAAAGCUGCAUUAACACACACAGGAAUUGUAUUUGCUUCCUGGGCAACACAGCAGUAGCUGUACAUGAAAAACUAUUUACACAGAAAAUGGUGGGUGUGCUGCAGAUUAUCAAGUUCUGGGCCUCUGCGAGAUGAUUUUCUUAUGGUAUAUUAUUUCAGCUAAGUAUAUUAGCUGAAAUAAAAUAGAUGGCCCUUCACAGUAUGGCUCUGAUACAAUUUCAGUUUAUUUUCACAAUAAUUACUAAAAGGAUAACAGUUCAGUAUCAUGAAUAGACUAGAUAGAAUCUAACAUUUGUCUGUUAAAUACUGAUGAACCUGUUAGUUUUCAUAGAGACAGAAAGUCAACAAAACAUCCAAAACACAUUUCAGUGUCCAAAAAGGCACUGAAGUCAUUUUUUACAAACCACAUGGAAUCAAAUUUCUUCCAGUAUGAAAGUGGUACAACAGACUUCAAAUAUAUUUCUUUGUGUUGUGUAAAUGCAGUUGCAUGUGACACAAAAAAAUUGAAAAAAUGUGUACCAUCAGUAUAGAAUACUACUCCUUCAGACUCGUGGCCUGUUCAGGGGUUUCUUGGCUGCGUACAGUCAGUAUUUUUAAGGGUCUAGUUUUACAGUAACAGUAUUUUUUCAUUUAAUUGCCUGACAAUGGAUGUCAUGUCAGUGUUUUUAACAUCAGGUAAAAGAAAAUAAUGUUUUUUGUGCACUUAUUGACCAUUGUGAGCUCUCUCUCUCUCUCUCUCUCUCUCUGUGUGUGUAAGUGCAUUGUGGUCCACUGUGGGACCUGUGUGUAGUAUUGCAGCAUUGGUAAUAACCUGAAGAAAUAACGAUGAAAAUGAAUGCAUACAUAAUAAAGAAGAUAAUAUUGUACUAGAUUGAAAAAAAAAGAAAGAAAAUCUAGUUGUUGUUUGUGGCAUGGUUAUGCAUUCAAUGGUCAUAAUUUUAAUGAUUAAAACAAAAAUAUUAAUAUUUCCCACUGGCACUGUUCUGCUGUUUUUUGUUUCAAACUUUUCAGUGUGAAGUUUUGCUGUUUCCUCUUGAUAAUGGUGUUGCUAAGCUUGCUUGCUUAUUCCUUUGUUUUCCACCAGAGCAAUAUAUUGUAGCAGUUUGCCAGAAAUCUAUACACAUAAAUCGCUGGCAUACAAAUGCAUGAAUCAUCUAUUAUUGCAAGUCCUAAGUGAUAUGAUCACGUUGUUAUUGUUUAUGCUAAUAAAACAGAUUUGCAAACAUGGUGUAAUGUAUUGCUCUGGCCACCCAUUAUCCUUUAUGACAAUAAACUCUUGAAUCUUUACUCACCUCUGCUCACAUCCUCUUCCUCUUUCUGGGCAUAAAGGCUACUGUCUCACCACAGUUGCUUGUGUCCGCCUCCGAUUUUUGUGACUAUAUUUGACUUUGACCGUGACUCGUCUGAUUUUCUGUGCUGAUGUGCUUUGACAUUGCAUGUUUAUAAAAGAGUCACUGAUGCAUAAGUAACAGCUUCAAAUAAUAAGCAACAAGCGUAGUCAGCACAGCUCAAAUAUCCAGAGCACUUUAUGUAACAGACGUUAAUGAGGCAAAAAUUAUCAUUCAAGCUAGUUCCAGUAAAUUUAACAAAAAAAUAUUUACUUAAGCAGUUUGAGCAGAACACAGAGUGAUCUUUACCAGAAGGUGUCACUGUGGCCUAAAUGAUUUACUGUUUGAACAGGCAAAAGAAGAUUCAGCUACUGUUUAAUCCAGUAAGAGAAUGUGAGCUGCUCUUAUUUUCUUAAUUUCUUUGUCCUUAACUCUGUAGUCCACGUCUCUUUGUAAAGAUGAAUAUGUGUAUUGACAUGUACUAAUCCUGAGGCUUUCUUGUCUACCUGCUGACCACAGCUGAGAAUGGACCAACUUCAACAUUCCAUGAUCCUGACCACAAAUCCAUUUGAUUCAGAAAAACUGCCCAUGUCAGUGAGAUAAAGCACACAAAAUCUGACCUUCUGUGCAACAACAGCUCAGCUGCUUAUCACAGGAUGAAAAGUCAGAUUCUCUUAGCCUGAACAAAGUCCUUUCUUGUUCAUCGUGAACUGAAUCACAAAUCUAAAAGUCGAUGAUGCCGUGGUCUGUGACCUUAUAUUGAUCAUCAUGUUUUCCAUUGUUGCAUUAUGUCAGUUUGGACAUCGGGAGUAGAGUUUUUUUGUCUCUCCAUGAUAUUCAAGACUUUUUGUACUUCACUCUGGUUGUUUAGUAGCAGACUUUAUCUUCUUUACUCCUUCAAUUUUGUACAUAUCUGUGCCAACAGCUUGGGCAGACAGUGUCUUUUUUAUUUGUAAAGACAUUAACUUGCUUGCAUAUAUAAAUAAAACAAAAUAAUACACUUGUG
Molecule: messenger RNA, 6065 nt
Organism: Hippoglossus stenolepis (Pacific halibut)
Lineage: Eukaryota; Metazoa; Chordata; Actinopteri; Pleuronectiformes; Pleuronectidae
Product: neuronal membrane glycoprotein M6-a
Exons: 7
Coding region: 192-1028 (278 amino acids)
Biological process (GO): neuron projection development
Cellular component (GO): neuronal cell body; axonal growth cone; plasma membrane
Source: RefSeq, a predicted model, not a curated record